This is a messenger RNA of Fusarium vanettenii 77-13-4, 462 nucleotides long. RefSeq lists its product as uncharacterized. Lineage: Eukaryota; Fungi; Ascomycota; Sordariomycetes; Hypocreales; Nectriaceae. The transcript has a single exon. The coding region runs from base 1 to 462 and encodes 153 amino acids. The record is from RefSeq and is a predicted model, not a curated record.
AUGUGUGGCCUUUUUUCUGCGCUCUUCGGCAAGAAGAAGCAAAAAACAUGGACUGAGCCAAUUGUCAACCCAGCCAGUCAACCAAGACCAACGCGGGUCCCAACCACACAGCCGCUGCCGCAGCAGCAAACUCCUCGGACAGCAAGUGUCCCAAUAUUUAUACAACAGGGUCCCUCACAACCUGGCAAGCAUUUGACACGCCCGGACGACUACAACAGCCAAUGCCCCUACCGCGACGAGGAGGCGGCAUUCCAGGCGCAGUAUUACCUGCGCGGCAAAUACGGCAAGUCUUGGAAAAGUCCCCCGGAGAGCCAUAUCUUGGUAUCUCCUCCGGGGAUUCCAGUCCCCAUGCGCAGCGCCGAUUCCGUCUGGGCAGUGACUUGUGGCCCCCACAGGACAGGGCCACAAAGAAAGGUUCAUUUUGACGAGGCUCAGCGUCGUCCCUUGAGCAGGACAAACUGA